This is a messenger RNA of Fusarium odoratissimum NRRL 54006, 1623 nucleotides long. RefSeq lists its product as uncharacterized. NCBI's taxonomy places the organism in Eukaryota, Fungi, Ascomycota, Sordariomycetes, Hypocreales, Nectriaceae. Gene Ontology annotation, molecular function: zinc ion binding; metallocarboxypeptidase activity. The record is from RefSeq and is a predicted model, not a curated record. Gene Ontology annotation, biological process: proteolysis. Bases 1 to 1623 code for a protein of 540 amino acids. The transcript has 3 exons.
AUGGCUCAACGAAUUAUUACUUUCGCGGUUGUCGUGUCUGUUGUCGCAGGACAGUCUGGUGGUAUUCAGAGAGGUCUCCAAUAUGGCGAGAACUGGGCACCUACUACCAAAGAUUCUGACCUCGUCUCGGCAAACUUCCCCGAUGUCAACAUCACUCUCCGGUCACCUGCAUUUUUGAAUCCCGAGAAGGUCCCCGCUCGCUUCUCAAACGGCACUGAUGGUCCCACUGAUGAUAUUGAACUCGAUUACUUCAUCCGCAGUCUGGCUCAAAAGCAUGACUGGAUGACAUACGAAUCAGCGGCCUUUCAAUCCGAAGAAGGCCGUGCGAUUCCGUAUGUCUUCCUAUCCCUGCCAAACACCAACUCAAGCAGCGACAAGUUGCGCAUAUAUCUCCAAGCCGCAAUCCACGGUAAUGAGCCAGCUGCUGAUGAGUCUGUCCUUGCGUUGCUGGGUAAGAUGGAUGCCGAGCCUGCAUGGGCCAAGUCAAUCUUGGACAAAAUGGACAUCAAGAUCCUUCCCCGAUAUAAUGUCGACGGCGUUGCAUAUUUCCAGAGACAGUUGGCGUCGAACCUUGAUCCCAAUCGAGAGCAUCUGAAGCUUAUGCGCGGUCAAUCAAGGGAGAUCAAACGGGUUGUCAGUGAAUGGAACCCUCACAUAGCGCUCGACAUGCACGAGUUCACUGUUCCUACAAUCUACGGCGGCCACUACCAGCACGGCGCCGACUCUCUCCUUUCAGGUGGCAUCAACCCCAACAUUCAUCCCAAGAUUCGUGAGCAGCUUCUCGACUUCUUCAUCCCAGCAGUUGGCGAAAAGCUUGAAUCUCACGGUCUCCGCUGGGAGCCUUACGUAACUGGACCUUCCAAUCGCACAGAAGGUUCACGCAUUCGCUUUACUGAAGCCGUGACCGAGGCACGUACCGGUCGGAAUGCCGUUGGGUUAACACAAACGAUCUCAUUUUUGCUUGAGAUGCGCGGUAUUCGUAUCGCAAAUCAGCAUUUUCAGCGUCGUGUUGCGACUGCUCUCAUCAAGAUUCAGACGAUCCUCGAGCUGGCGCGCGAUAAUUGUGAGAUGGUCAAGUCUAUUGUUGAGGAUGCCCGUGAUGAGUUUAUCAACAGCGAUGAGGAUAUCGUCAUUACCGAUUCGUAUGUCCCAGAGAAUAGGACUUUUACCAUGGUUGAUACUCGCAACGGUAGUGUUAUUCAAGUGCCAAUCGACUUCCAGCGGACUACCCCGUCUAUUGCCAAUCUCACCAGGCCCCGGCCCGAAGCUUAUGUGAUCCCACGAACUUGGUCUGACGUUGCCGAGAGACUCGAAAUCUUGGGACUGAAAGUUGAGAGAAUGAACUACGAAUUUAGACGAACCUUGGAAACCUUGACAAUUGAGUCUUCGGUUGUUGAACCAGAGCUGUAUGAAGGCACGUAUCUCAACACAGUUACCACCAACUCAACGAGUCGAGAAGUAGUAUUGCCGGUCGGAAGUUAUCAUGUCAGCACGCGGCAACAAAAUGCGGCUUUGGCGUUUAUCGCUCUCGAGCCAGAGAAUAUUGAUAGCUAUGUCAAGUUCAACAUCAUUCCGGUUGAAGCGGGAAUGGAGUAUCCUGUCUUUAGAAUCCCGCGGGAGUAA